Terrapene triunguis (Three-toed box turtle) is the source of this 912-nucleotide messenger RNA. Its product is annotated as laminin subunit beta-2-like. The annotation marks the transcript as partial. The transcript is spliced from 5 exons. Lineage: Eukaryota; Metazoa; Chordata; Testudines; Emydidae. The record is from RefSeq and is a predicted model, not a curated record.
AUGGCACAGCAGCUCCAGGCAGCUACCCCCAGCUCCUGGGGUGGCCGGCCCACAGUGCCCUGCUGCCCGCAGGUGUGUGGUGCCCCCGGGGAUGCCCCCUGCACCAGCAGCGCCUGCGGGGGGGCCGGCUGCCGGGACGAGGACGGCAGGCGCCACUGCGGGGGCCUCAACUGCCAGGGGGCAGUGGCCAGGGCCAGCAGCGCGCGGGAGCGGGCCCGGCACACCCAGGCCGAGCUGCACCAGGCCAUGGGUGAGGUGGAGGAGCUUUUCCACAAGGUGGCCGAGGCCAAGGGGAAGGCUGACUCGGCCCGGCGGAGGGCACAGGCGGCGCUGGACAAGGCCAACGAGACCAGGGCGCGUGUGGAGCGCUCCAACAUGGCUCUGCGCGAACUCAUCCACCAGAUCAAGAGCUUCCUGAGCCAGGAGGGGGCCGACCCCGACAGCAUUGAGGUGGUGGCUGGGCGGGUGCUGGCGCUCUCCAUCCCGGCCUCACCCGACCAGAUCCGCCACCUGGCCGAGGAUAUCAAGGAGCGGGUCAGCAGCCUGGCCAACGUGGAUGCCAUCCUGGAGCAGACGGCAGGCGAUGUGCGCCGGGCGGAGCAGCUACUGCAGGACGCCCGCAGGGCCAGGUCGCGGGCCGAGAGCGUGAAGAACGCGGCUGAAGUGGGGAGGCGGGCGCUGGAGGAUGCCAGGCGAGCCCAGAGCGCCGCUGAGAGCGCCAUCCGCAGCGCCAGCAAGGACAUCCGCCACACGGAGGGCACCCUGAGCACGAUCCAGCUGCAGGCGGCGAGCACAGAGCGCCAGCUGCAGGGCGCCAUGGAGCAGGUGGGGCGGCUGGACAGCCAGCUGGGCACGCUGAAGAUGAAACGAGCCAAUAACAGCCUGGUGGCCACACGGGCCAAGGACACGGCC